This is a messenger RNA of Coniophora puteana RWD-64-598 SS2, 2301 nucleotides long. RefSeq lists its product as uncharacterized. The transcript is spliced from 8 exons. Lineage: Eukaryota; Fungi; Basidiomycota; Agaricomycetes; Boletales; Coniophoraceae. The coding region runs from base 1 to 2226 and encodes 741 amino acids. The record is from RefSeq and is a predicted model, not a curated record.
AUGGAAAGCCAGGAACGCGGCUACGUCGUUCUCCUCACCUACCUCAACCGUCCGAGCAGCAACACCCCUCCUCUCCCGACCAUCCAGGGCCUCGCCGCCCACUACCUCGCCCACCUCCAACCCUCUCCCACCCCUCUCGCCGCCGCCCUCGUCAGCAGCGCGCUCUUCCGCCCCUUCUCGCACGCGAAGCUUACUGCACUCACCACCGCAUUGCGACAUGCCGUCCACCUCAAAUUCAAAGCACUCGACGCGGAGCCGAGCACUCUCUUUACACCUGGCGUAGGCACGCGGCUCCGCAGAUGGGCGACGGCAAUCAUCCGGGGCUUCGAGGGCGGCCACGCUAUCGUGCGGCUCGCGUGCUGUAGUGGGCUCUUGCUCGGGCUCGAGGACGUGCACAAGCGGCUGCCUCCCAAGCAGCGGGACGUCAAAGCGCGCGCGGAGGAUGAGCUGGUUAUGAUCGUAGCGGACGUGAUUGACGUCUUCUAUUCGGCCGAUCCCUGGGGGCGGGAGUUUCAACCUGACACCGAGGCUGGCGAAGUUGACGCUAGGUCAUUAUGUACACUCGUAAUGGCCCAAGGAUUAUUGCUCGUGCCUGCAGAGAAGUUUGCUGCGUUACCUUUACCUUCACUCCUCCAUUUCUCCGCCAUGACAAUUGACAAUGCCUUUCAAUCCGGCACAUUCCUCUCGUCACUCCCUUCCUCGGCUCUGCGCACGCCUGAAGGUCGACUAUUCAUUUCAUCAUCAGCCCCCGUUUCUGAGUCACUGAGGAAACUCGCCGCCUCCCCUGUAAUAUCAUCCAUGGGCUCCCUAUCGAAACUAUGUGCGACCACGCUGGCACAUCUUAUCGAUCGUCGUGAGAACCUUGCCCUGCCCCAAGUCCUACAAACGUUCGAAGCAUUACGUGAAUUAUGCGCCCGAGUGGAAUCGGACUGGCGAGCCAGCGCUCUCUCAGAAAUAUCUAGCGAGGACGACAUCGCCCCUGAAACCCGAGAGCUAACCAGCGCGAUAUGGUCGCUCCUCAAGAUACUUCUCUUCACCACGAUCAUGGUAACGGAAGCCGGCCUGUCCGCAGUCGUGUAUCUAUCCCCUGACACAGCAAACGCCCCACGGGGUUCCCCCAGAGAAUCACCGGACUCGACGCCGUGGCCUCGUUCAACAUCGGGCGUGACAUCGCCUACGCUCGCACUGAGCACACUGCAUACCCUUUCUCAUCUAUCUUUUGUAAUCUCACAGUUCGGUGGCGCCGGUCAGGGUGCAUUCUCUGAACUGAAGCGAGAAUUCUAUCUUGCGCUGGACAUUCUAUCGGCGGACAAGCAGGAGAGCGAACGGUUUGUGGAGGAGCUGUGCAGACCCUUCCUGUCACAAAGCCCAGGUGAGGUGUCUACCAGCAUCAAAUUAGCCAACAGCAACACCGUCCUAAAUCAAGCCCAGAAAGCUUACGUCCUCUCGAGCGUGGAGCAGCUUCUACCCGUCCUGAGUACACGCACGAUCCGCGAAACCGUCUUCCCCCUCUGCUACCCACACCUGUCUGACCCGGGACACCGUGAGACGUACGAGUCUGCACACAGUGUCGUCCUCGGCAUCUUCGCUUCGCACGCAGAUAAAGUCGAGCAACUCGAAGCCGACGGUACUCACGACGGCGUAGCGGAGUCCGGCAACCAGGGGGCAGCGGGCUUUACGGACCGCAUCGUCCCCUUUUACACGGAGUGUCUCAUUGAGAACUCGGAGGAGGGCAAACUCAGCACGCCGCAGCUCCGGCUCGCGUUCUCCGCGCUCGUGCGUGGCGCAGCGAAGAGCGUCGACACCGCGCUCGCGUGGUUCCCGCUUGCGGCUGUGCUCCGUGCGGCAUCCGCGCCGGGUGUGGACACGGAACGCGUGCACCGUCUCCAUCUCGCGCUCGUGUCGAGCAUACCGUCGCUUCCGCUGCGGGUGCUGCCGCGCGCGCUGGAUGCCAUCGCAGGCGUCAUCGACGGCCUGCCGCGGGAGGCGUACCAGCGCAAGGAGCUCAUCGACGCGGUGUUUGACGAGAUUAUGGAGCGCGUCGGGGAUAGAGAGAAGGAGUUCGCGCUCGGCUGGUGGGGAGAACAGCGCGAGAAGUGGGUCAGGGGCGAGUCGGAUACGAGUGGGUUGUAUGAGAAGGCGACAGAGGCGGGGAAGCGCUGGUGGGGCAGUUGGAGGGAUGGUCGCCAGGAGGCUGCUGCGGGCAGUAUAUCUUCGCGGUUGUGAUGUAGCCUCUUGUCCUCAUUGGCCAUUAAGUAUGUGCCACCGACGGUUUAUCCUACUCAACGCCCAACUGCGGGU